GAAAGACGCAAACUCGUACAGUUCAUGUGCAUUGCUUCAGAGGUGAUGAGAGCUCGCUUUUCGGGUCCCUGUGCCACAAUGUUCGGCCAAAUGUAUUGUUUCCACGCUUUCACUGUGUGGCCUACAAUGAGACUGCUUCAGCCGCGGGCUUUGAACUGCGGGUUCUGUGCGAAGACUAAGUAGCGAAGACAGAAUUGCAAACGAGUGUUUUUAUCCAUCCUUUGACAAAAUGGUGCGCUUUCAGGUUCAAUACUGGGGGGAGGCAGAACCUCGGAUUGUUGAUGUGGCUGUUCAGAAUGGUAGGCUGAUGCUUCUCACUCUGCUGGAAGCCACAGAAUUGGCGUUUGCAGUAGAGAAGCAGACCGGCAAGAUCAUUUCCACAGACACAGAGGGCUAUGUCACCAUGUCUGACCUGACAGCGGAUCCUGUUGGCAUCGAGGGGCGGCGCCGCUUACGUUCCAUGACCAUCCGACAAAUCUUGGAGCGCCCCUCAGGGUGCGGCUACGCUAUCUCUGAAGGAGCGUACACGAGCAUUGGAACGACAGAAGUCUCCAGGUUUCCGCCCAGGGUGGUACAGAUGCACAUGGCACCGUUAGUCCUUGAGUGGUUUCAAUCGCUGCAGGACUCGCCCCCGCUUGGCGAACUCACCUGUGCUCCUUACUCUGGAGACAGCCGCAUUUCCGCCCUUCCUUUCCUCUCAGAGACGGCAUCGAAUACUGCUUUUUUCCAGAUGGUCCUCUCGCCACUGAAUGACAUUAUGGUCAACCUUGGGCUCAACCAUCGGUGGCAUCAAGAGCCCAACCAACAACGAACGUCGGAAGUUGGCGUGGUCGGCAUGGGCCGCCCUGACUUCAUCUUGCACGAGAAUCACCAGAACAGGAGAAAGGGGUCCACGGAGGGCAAAAUGCCCUGUAUCCUCCAUCAGGGCCGAAGCACCGUGACCGAGCAGGACCGUGAGGUUGUCAACCUGGAGAGAUUGCAGCGUGCAUACAGGUUCGACCCCAAUGAAACUCCAGCUGAUCUGCCGGAACUGUACAACGGGACCCAGAGAAAGACGUCCGUUCGGUCUGCCCUUGGUCAGGAGGCCGGCUAUAUGGAGGCUGACAACCACAUCAUUGGGUUUUUGACUGCCGACAGCGUGCUGUACGCACUGGUCCUCCACCCAGCCUACCGAGGCACGCUGUUCAUAUCUGAGCCCUUCCUAUGGAUGUCAACUGAGGUGACACAGCGGAUGGUGAUGAUGUUCGGAACUCUGGUUCUUCUCGGUCAAGUCUCAACUGAUGGGCUGCUCGCAGCUGCGGGCGCUGCACUGGCUACAGAAACUGCCGCACGCCAGGCACCGAUCCCAGAAGGCAGCACCAGCGCGGGCCCCAGCAGCGCUCCUAGCAACAGCAGAGGGCCUGCUUUCGGGACGCGCUCCCAGGCUGCAGGGAAGGGAACGGGAGGCCAUUACAGCAAGGGCGCUGACCUCAGCAACGCAGAUCCGGGGCCAGUGGAACGAAACACGCCGCUCUACCAGUCCUUCCUUGCCGAGGUUCAAUUGACGCGCCUCAUCUGCGACGGACACGCGGGCAGAGUGUAUGAGGGAACUUUAUUGGAAAGGCCCGUCGUAGUCAAGUCGACAGACACUGCCCACUCCGCGCUGGGGAAGAGGCUGCUGCUCAAUGAGGCUGCCGUCGUGACCUCCCUCGCGCCUCUUUGGGAGAAGGUUGUCCCCGCGCUCGUUGCAUCGGGUUUCCUUGGAUCGAGCUUUUUCGUGAACAUUUUCCAGAAAAUCGACGGGAGGAAGCUGCGGAAGGAAGACACGCCAAAGGCCCUUGAUGCCCUCCGGAAGGUCCAUGAGCACGGUAUUCUGCACGGGGAUGUUAAGCCGGAGAACUUCCUAGUUACUAAACAGGGGGCAGUUUUUGUCAUAGACUUUGGGCUGUCUCGGCCUUGCACAGAGUCUGUAGAACUUCGGAGGGAAGAGGCAGAGCUCCAAGACAUUUGGUAAGGUUCAUAACAGGGUGCACGUUACACGAGCUUGAAUCUGUAAAAAGAGGGGGUCCUUGAUAGAACGGUACUAGUGGAAAGAGAGGCUGGUGUGUGCCACUGUACGGGCUCUUUCUGUGGUGAUCAGGGAUGGAGGGCUGAUUUUUUGCAAGUUAUCAGCACAAGGUAAACACAAAGCGAUUGGACUGGUGCAGCUGUGACAAGACGUGUCUCCGUUCUUUGGCGCUUGUACAUCAUUCGCGUUCAGAUUGCCAGUGCUGAAAACUACUGUGACAGUUGGACCAAUGUACACUUAGUACCUUAGCUGGUAAGCUGUCUAUUACUUUUGGAGAUAAGUGCCUAUGCACUGCAGUAGGUGUAAGGCAAGAGCUGCCAACAGCUCUCACAAACUAAGUCCAAUGGUGCACGCUGAUAGAUCAAAAAGUCCAAAGUUAGGUAUGGUUUGCGCUUUCUAGCUAUGACAAGGGACAUGGAGAUGCCCUGGCACGAACGAUGACAAGUGGCCAGGCUCUGUUGAGGGGGCUAAAGAUCAUUGUAGUGUUGGGAAUGCUUUCCCGCUUGUAACAUGC
Messenger RNA from Klebsormidium nitens, 2561 nucleotides. NCBI's taxonomy places the organism in Eukaryota, Viridiplantae, Streptophyta, Klebsormidiophyceae, Klebsormidiales, Klebsormidiaceae. The record is from the annotation of a GenBank genome assembly.